Messenger RNA from Phymastichus coffea, 1422 nucleotides. Its product is annotated as lachesin-like. Lineage: Eukaryota; Metazoa; Arthropoda; Insecta; Hymenoptera; Eulophidae. The record is from RefSeq and is a predicted model, not a curated record. Gene Ontology annotation, cellular component: neuron projection. Bases 175 to 1155 code for a protein of 326 amino acids. The transcript has 5 exons.
AUGGUGGAAUUUGGUAGCGGCGAGUUCAACUCGGAACACAACACACGGGGCCCGGGAUACAGACGAUAGCCACGCAGUUGCGCGCGAGCGGUCUACAAGCGUCAUCCACCACGCGAGUUUCGAGCAGAUUCUCUCUCCGACACCUUCGCCCAUUCGGACUAUUUCUCGCCAAGCAUGACGAUGGCGAUGACAAUGAUUUUCACGCUCGUUUGCUGCGCUGCACUCGCACCCGUCGCGCUGUGCGGGAAAGUCGCGAUAUCCAACAUCUCCAAAGAGCAAAUCAAGAAUAUCGGCGAGCAAGUGGAGUUCAAUUGUACCGUGCAAAACAACGACGACAAUUACAAGGUGUUCUGGUUCAAAUUUACCAAGGAUGGGAGAGACCAAGUGCCUCUCGCCACCGAUGGUGAGACUACUCUGCGCGACAAUAGGUUCCACGCCAGUUACGACAAGCAGACUUCUACGUAUUCGUUCAGAAUCGAUAAGCUGCAGGAAAGCGACACGGGCUUCUACCAAUGCCAGAUUAUCAUUUCAGUGAGCGAAGUAGUGAGCGCUAACGUGGAACUUCAAAUACGCCGACCGCCCACCAUCAGCCAGAACACCACGCAGUCCGUGAACGUCACGGAGGGCUGGCCGUUCGAGCUUCACUGCUACGCCGAUGGCUUUCCCGUGCCGCGCAUAUCCUGGAAACGGGACGACGACCUGCUGCUCUCCACCGGUGGCGUCAUUUUCCGCGGCAACGUCCUGAAGAUACAACUGGCGAGCAAGGACGACCGCGGGCUGUACUACUGCGUGGCCGAGAACGGCGUCGGCAGCGAGGCUCGCGCGAACGCGAGCGUACGCGUGGAGUUCCAGCCAGUGGUGCUGCCCGUGAGGCCGCGAGUCGGCCAGGCGCCGGGCUACGACGUCGGCUUGGAGUGCAAGAUCGAGGCCUAUCCCGCGCCGAUGAUCAGUUGGUACAAGAACGGCGAGGAGCUGAAGAGGCAACCGAUCAAGUCGAGCGCCGACAAGUUCGUCGACACUCUCCAGCGUUACUCCGUCGGGUCGUCCGAUUACGGCGAGUACAUCUGUCGCGCCGAGAACAAGCACGGCCGCACCGAGACAAGGAUCGAUCUGUUCGAGACAAUCGUUCCAGUAUGCACCUCUUCGUGCGGCUAGAGCGAGAGAUUAUUUUACGACAACUGUAAUAUAGCCGACGAUAGCGAUACUUACGCCUAAUUUUACACGCACAGACGGACGCGCACGUCAACGUCAUUUUCUACUGCAAUAAUUUUUCUCAAAGUGCUCGGAAAGUUGUCUCUAAUAGAGGCACUGAGAGAAACAAUUAGUUGAACAGUGACAACCAUACUACCUACGCAGAAUCGAAGAUAAGCGAAAGGAAUGCUCUUUGUAUAUUACAAAAUAAACAACACAAGUACAAACUAA